AACCCCUUUUUAUUUAUAUUUUUGAACAUGGACCCAAAUAUUAUUAGCAUACGCAAAAAAUCGCCAACACGCGCAGAGGCUAUUUCUCAAGCUCUCAGACCAGCACCCAUUUAUUCCAAUGGAGUAUUAGUGGGUAACUGGGUGGAAGAUAGAAUAGAAUGUCCAAAAGAUGGUUCGCUCGACUAUCCCCCAAAUGAAAAGAUCGACCUUAAAAAACUGCAACGCGAGUCGCGUCAAUCAGAUUUUCGAAAUAACAAGUUGAACAGCUGGCAGGGCAACAUAAUCCCAGCCAUAAAAGACGACCUCUACGAAUCCUGCGGUAAUUUCGCAACCACCACUGACCUCGUUUACAACCAUCUACCGAAACCCCUGUGCGGACCGCCGCAGCGGUUUUACAAACGUUUCAAGAACCAUUACUACCCACAGCAGGAUCUCAGCGAAUGUUACGGUAAUAUAACUGAAUGGGGUUUGAAAGAGUAUCUCGAGUAUAGUUGGGCUUGUGACAAUGUUAACGAUUACUUGUCGACACUAUACGAAGAUAGCUUCGUACCACCGACUCCACAGCAGUAUCUACAACCCCAUGAGAGAAAGGGAAGAGAUGGGAGCUUCACAAAAACAUUUCGCUUUAAGAUGACGAAAUCGAAACGAUGAUAAACAUCAAGAAUCAUUUUCUUCAUUAGCAAAAAUUACUAGUCUUUACAUAUCA
Aricia agestis (brown argus) is the source of this 706-nucleotide messenger RNA. RefSeq lists its product as uncharacterized. Bases 28 to 651 code for a protein of 207 amino acids. The transcript is spliced from 5 exons. Lineage: Eukaryota; Metazoa; Arthropoda; Insecta; Lepidoptera; Lycaenidae. The record is from RefSeq and is a predicted model, not a curated record.